UAUUACACGUACACAUUUUUUAAAAUCUUUUCGAAGACACGAAGAAAUGUCCCUGAAGAAACCGCCACCACCCACCGCCGUAAAAGCCCUCCGCCACCGCCUCCCCUCCCCACAACCCCCGCACCACCUCCCCCCACCCCCGGCCCCGCCACCAGAAACCUCCCUGGCCCCACUCCCAGCUCUCCCCAUCUCAACAACCCUAACAGAAUUAACAACCUUCCUCAACAACCACCUCACGCCCUCCUUCACUCCCAACCAACUCCUCCACUUGUUCAAAUCCAAGCUCCACCGCCACCCCAAAUUCACCCACCUCGAUUUCCACGUCUUCAAUUACGCCGCCUCUAUCGACUCCUUCCGCCACGAUCACUCCACGUUCGAGUGGAUCAUUCGAGCCCUCGCCAUCACUCACCGCUUCGAUUAUUUAAAACUAGGCAUAGAAUUUAUGGUCGCUAAUCCUUGUCCCUGUUCUGAUGGGAUUUUCUGUUGCCCCAGAAUUGAGCCGAUUUUUCGGUUUGCGAUUAAUGCUUAUUGUAGUGUGGGGAGAUUGGAUGAUGCGGUUAAGAUGUUUGAUUGUAUGUGUAGGUUGAUUGAUGGGAAGGCUGAUGUGGCAAUGUAUAAUAUUGUGAUUCAUGGGUUUGUGAAGAUUAGGGAGUUUGAGAAGGGUGUGAGGUUUUACGAGAGGAUGGUUAAGGAUCGGGUUAGGCCGGAUGUGAUUACGUUUAAUGUGUUGAUCAGUGGAUAUUGUAGGAAUGGGAGGUUUGAUUUGGCGUUGGGGGUGUUUAGGGAGAUGAAGGAUAAGGGGUGUGUGCCGAAUGUGGUUAGUUUUAAUACUUUGAUUAAGGGGUUUUUCAGGGAGGGGAAGUUUGAGGAAGGCGUGGGAAUGGCGUAUGAGAUGGUUGAGUUGGGGUGUGAGUUUUCGGUUGUGACUAGUGAGAUUUUGGUUGAUGGGUUGUGUCGACAAGGAAGGUUUUUAGAGGCUUGUGAUUUGUUGAUGGAUUUUUCAAGGAAAGGAGUUAUGCCUAGUGGAUUUGAUUGUUUUGAGCUCAUUGAUAGACUUUGUGGAGAAGGGGAAUUGGGCAGAGCAAUGGAGGUGGUUAAUGAGCUAUGGGGAAAUGGGAAUGCUCCGAGUACCAUUACUUGUACCACUUUAAUUGAAGGCUUGCGAUCAUCGGGAAGGGUUGAAGAGGCGGUCGAAUUGUUGGACAGAAUGCUGAGAGAUGACAUUGUACCUGAUAGUGUGACAUAUAACUGUGUUUUACAAGAUAUGUGUGGUUCAGGGAAAACUGUGUUUGCAAAUAAAUUGAGGUUAUUGGCUUCCAAAAAAGGAUUACACCCGGACAGUGUCACCUAUAACAUUUUAGUUUCUGGAUAUACACGGGAAGGGAGGAGAAAGGAAGGGGAAGCUCUCAUAGAAGAAAUGUUGGAUGAAGAUUUUAUCCCUGGCAUUGCCACUUAUAAUAGGUUAAGGGCUGGACUUGCUAAGAGGAAUGCUCACCAAUGACAAUGGCUGUUGAUUAUUGGCAAAGAUGGCUAUUUCCAUGAGCAUAAUACUCGUUGAAUAGUUGAAAUUCUGGCGGCUAUAUAUAUGUGCUGUUGCAACACGACCUAUAAGUUUAUAUUGGGAAUAUACGUAUAUAGGUGUCAAGAAUUUACUGAAAGAAUGUCAAGCUAUGUACAUAUGUAUUGUCAAAAGUUCUAUGGAAUAAGGUGGCUUGAUUCCUGCAUAAGUUCUAUUCCGGAUUUGAUGAUGUGCAGCAUAAUGAUUCUGAAGGGAAUAGUUGGGUAAUGGAAAAGAGAUAUCAUAACUUAUGAGAUUUGCUGCUGUGAAAGAUUAGGCGAGUCUCCUCAAGUGCUAUUCCCCUAGGUCAAGGUUUGUCCGUCGACUGGUGAUUGGACUCAACUGCUGCAUUAUUAUGGUAGAAUGGUGCUGCAUGAUACCGAUCCAUUCAACUGCCGCAGUUACAGAAGCAAAUAGCUAGCUUAGAGAAAUGAAGUAGAAUGUCAUAUUUGAUGAGGUCUUCUCAGAAUCUGAUGAAUGGUAAAUUAUACGAUUGGAAAACCACAGUCUGCUUAAGGAUCAACCAGCUGAUAGUAUCCAACCUCAGAACCCUACAAACAAUAUAUGCAAUACUUAUGAAUCAUACAUUUACAGUAAUUUGUACACACAUUUUACAUUUACAAAGACUGAAAGACAUGCAACGUGGAAAAGAUCUAAGGAACUAGGAAGACCUACUUGACUGUUCCCCGAGUUGCACAAGCAUUGGAAGUUUGGAACAAAUCUUCCCUGCAUCCACGUUCUUCUUGAUCUUCUUCAAUAGUCUUCCUUUUCAAGGUGUCUCUCAGAGUCUACUUGCUUUUUUUGUCCUCUUCACAUUUAAAAUAUUUUUUUUAUCAAGUUUUUCAGAAACUAGCUUGCAAUCAAAGUCAAAGGAAUUUCUCACCUUACA
Daucus carota subsp. sativus is the source of this 2447-nucleotide messenger RNA. Its product is annotated as pentatricopeptide repeat-containing protein At2g36240. The transcript has 2 exons. NCBI's taxonomy places the organism in Eukaryota, Viridiplantae, Streptophyta, Magnoliopsida, Apiales, Apiaceae. The record is from RefSeq and is a predicted model, not a curated record. Gene Ontology annotation, molecular function: protein binding. The coding region runs from base 47 to 1501 and encodes 484 amino acids.